AUGGGCUUUAAUGCCCCACAACACUUGGUCCGCAAGCUACACGUCGUCUUGCUUCCCAAGUUAUCUCCAAUAUAUGGAAGCCAGGAUGAAGAGAAGGCAGUGAUUGAAACCCCUCCCUUCCAUUCAAUUGCUCCGAAAAGCUUUUGUUUUCGCUGUAGUUGGGAUUGUAGAAUGAGUGCUCCAAGGUACCGCUUGCUUCCGCUGGAGACAGAUCUUAAUCAGCCUCCUCUGCUAACAGAUUUUCGCUGGAGUGAUAAGAUGCCUUUCUCAAAAUCUCGGGUCUCCAUAGCAGUUCAGCGAGUUGGGCAGACUCUUGUCUUGAGCCCUGGACCGGACGAAGAGGGAGAGAAAUUGAUUAGGAGAGAACACCAGGAUGAAUCGUUGUUUCUGAACUUUGCUAUGCAUUCAGUGAGGAUGGAGGCGUGUGAUUGCCCCCCGGUCCAUCACCCACAUACAGAGGGACAGUCAAGUUCUUCUGCCCUCCCCGCGCGCAGGAGAGAACUCCCAUGGGCGUCAACAGAAUGGUGA
Molecule: messenger RNA, 528 nt
Organism: Arabis nemorensis
Lineage: Eukaryota; Viridiplantae; Streptophyta; Magnoliopsida; Brassicales; Brassicaceae
Source: the annotation of a GenBank genome assembly